Messenger RNA from Schistosoma haematobium, 1724 nucleotides. Its product is annotated as Beta-arrestin-1. Lineage: Eukaryota; Metazoa; Platyhelminthes; Trematoda; Strigeidida; Schistosomatidae. The record is from RefSeq and is a predicted model, not a curated record. Bases 77 to 1522 code for a protein of 481 amino acids. Gene Ontology annotation, biological process: signal transduction; G protein-coupled receptor internalization. The transcript has 13 exons. Gene Ontology annotation, molecular function: G protein-coupled receptor binding. Gene Ontology annotation, cellular component: cytoplasm.
GGCAUUCGACCUUGACUUUUAUGAGCAUAGUUAAAAGUUUUGAUAAUGACUCUGUUAUCGUGCCACAACUAAAAUAAUGUCUAAAGGGACGGAAGGACGGAGCUUCGAUGUCUUAAAGAAGGCGACUCCUGACGGAAAGUUGUCACUGUUUUUGGAUCGAAGAACUUUCGUUGAUCAUUUCGACCAUGUUGAUCCCAUCGAUGGGAUACUUACUAUGACACAAGAUGUAAAGAAUACCGAAUAUGUUUUCUUAAUCUUUACAUGUUCAUAUCGUUUUGGUCGUGAUGAUUUAGAUGUAUUAGGAUUAACAUUUCAAAAAGAAUUAUUAAUUUAUACAAAAUGUUUAUGGCCAAAUCAUCCAUUUGAUGAUAAUAAUAAUAAUAAUACUAAAGUUAAUAAAAAAUGGAAUAAUACAUGGAAAAAAAUAAAACGUUUAUCAAAACGUAAAAUUGAUUCAAAUGAACAAAUUUCAUGUACAAUAAUAAAUGAUAAUGAUCAAUAUGGAAUAUUUUGUGAAACAUUAGAAGAGAAUAAUUUAUCACCAUUUCAAGUAAAAUUAAUAAAUAAACAUGGUGAUUUGGCAUUUCCAUUUCGUAUAAUUAUACCUACAUCAUCACCGUCAUCAGUUGCGAUUCAACCAAAUGAAGAUGAUUCUCGAAAAUUAUACGGUGUCAGUUAUGCACUGACUGCAUUCGCUGGUCAGAAAAUUCAUAGCAGUCAACCAAUUAGUUCCACUGUAACAAUUGUUCUAAGAAGAUAUAUUGCUGGACCUAAACUGAUCAAUCGUCCCUUAUAUCCAGUAGCUGAAUCAACUAGAAAAACAAUCAAUUUCUUAUGUUAUUCAGGAGAAGUGGUUCUUACAGCGUCUGUUGAAAAACCAUUAUAUUAUCAUGAUGAAUCAGUCAAUGUAUCAAUUGUAUUGGAUAAUUUUUCUAAUUUAUCAGUUAGAAAAUUACAAAUAGCAAUUGUUCAAGUUACUGAAAUGUACUUACUGGCAAAAGGAACAUAUCGGUCUACGAUAAAUGAACAUUUAUGCAAAGAGAAUCUACCUCAAGCUGGUGAACAACAAUGGAAGUAUACAAUAUCAUUAGAUACCAGUUUUACUGAUGCCUUAGCAAAACAGGGUGUUGCUUUAGAAGGUUAUAUUAAACAAGAGAAAAAUUGGUUGGCUUCAUCAACAAUAUUGAAAUUAUCUUCAGAUUUAAGUGAAUGUCUAGAAACAAUGCAAAAUAUUUAUAAAAACACUGAAGAAUCUACGGAAACGGCAAUCAAAGCGAAUAAAGAAUUACAUGGAGUUGUUAUAUCAUACUUUGUUCGUGUUAGAUGUUGGGUAGGGAUCAGUCGUUUUUCUGUCCACGUACCAUUUUUAUUGAUGCAACCAGAAAAAGAACCUAGCACUAUAAAUAACAAUGAUAUAUGUUUAACUACUCAUACUGUUCAAGCUGAUGUAGUAGAAAAUCAGCCGAUGGAAGACAAAUCAGAAAAGAAACAAAUUGAAAUACCGCAUGAAGAUCAAGAUUAAUUAUUGUAAAUCAUAGUUGAAGUAUCAAUAUUACAUUCGUCACCAAAAGUAUAUACAAAGUGAAACAGCCUAGUACUUUGUUUAUGUAGAAAAACAAAAUUAAAAAAAUUCUUUUUCUCUUUUUUGUAUAUCACAGUUGAUUGUAUCAGUUUUACAAUGUACUUUUAAGCUUAUAUUCUAUUAAAUAAUUUCUGUAGAAAAA